AUGGACGCGCGUUCGCUGCUGCUGUUUGUGGGCUGGGGAGUGGCGCUGGUGGCGGGGGUGGUGGUGGAGCAGGAGCGCGGGGGGGGCCCCCAGGCCGUGAUAAAGGCGGACCGGCACACCGCAGUGAUCCCCGCACACAGCUUCGCGCCCAAGUUCGUCUUCGUGGGGGAACAGUGGCUGCCAGCUCCCACGGAAAGCCAUGCUAACAAAGUCCACCGAGUUUGUUUGGUGGAAAAAGCGAAACUGGGCCGUCGAGACAGCCGGAAGGCGGAAAGCCAGGGCCUCGGGGUGUACGUACAGGCCGCGGCGCACGCGGAGCAGUUCGGCAAGGUGCUGCUGAGCAGCGCGGGGUGUACAGACACCGCGGCGGAGGGCGCGGACGCCGCGGCCGGGUGUACAGACACCCCGCACCACCGCCUCCGCAUGCAGGCCAGGGCCCUCGGCGAGCUGCUGCCCGCCCUGUGUCUGCGCACAAGUGCCACGGAGGUGCAGCACUUGCGCUACAGCCUCGUGGACUACUCUUUGCAGACUUUGGAAAACAUCGACACUGCCCGGCUUCGCCAAACCCUCGGCGACCUCUGCAGCCAGCCGCUUUACCUCCUUUUGAGGGUUUACGAGUGCUCCAAGCUCCCCGACUUCUCGCCCCCCGACACCCCCACCCACGCCGGGGGCCCCCCGGGGGCCCUGGAACCUCUUUGA
Messenger RNA from Eimeria tenella, 699 nucleotides. RefSeq lists its product as uncharacterized. Bases 1 to 699 code for a protein of 232 amino acids. The record is from RefSeq and is a predicted model, not a curated record. NCBI's taxonomy places the organism in Eukaryota, Apicomplexa, Conoidasida, Eucoccidiorida, Eimeriidae. The transcript is spliced from 3 exons.